Mytilinidion resinicola is the source of this 1809-nucleotide messenger RNA. Its product is annotated as DnaJ-domain-containing protein. NCBI's taxonomy places the organism in Eukaryota, Fungi, Ascomycota, Dothideomycetes, Mytilinidiales, Mytilinidiaceae. The record is from RefSeq and is a predicted model, not a curated record. The transcript has 2 exons. Bases 1 to 1809 code for a protein of 602 amino acids.
AUGGAAGUCGGACCGGCAAAGAAGCGGUCGCCCGCGGCCUGCAUCUUGCCUCUGGUGUUAGUUACCAUUGCUCUACAUUGCCUCUGCGAGCUCUUGUCAAUGAGUCUCCACUGCGUCUUUUGGAUUGCAUCCAUGCUCUUCGCCCCUUUCAUACACCUUUGUUUCCUCUGCGUGGCCAUCUUUGCGCUCUACAUUGUUAUUAGCGUGGACGCAGAGCAUUCUCAGCCAGGCAUUGAGGUGGUUGAAGACAACAAGACUACCCUUGAGUGCACACAGACAGGCGACAAGCAGGAACACACCAAGGUCGAAGAGCCGGGCCCUCAACCUACCACAUUCACCGGCCCGCCAGUUAGCAAGAAGAUAUCCGCAACCACCAAGCGAAGCAGCAAGAUUCCCGUCCGGUCAAAGAAGCAGAGCUUGUACAAUGGCGGCAAGGCCUCGUCUGCACACUCCAUCUCUUCAAAGUCUCACUCCGAUGCUCUCAAGCCAACUAAGAGCACUAUCUCGCCAAAGGGCCCUACGUCCAGCAUACCCUCUAGCCCCUCAAAUGCUUCUAGAUUCUCAACGCCACCCUCCUCUUCGAAGACUUCUUCGCCGGCACCCUCCGUGUCUCCAAACAUCUCUAUCUCAUCGGCUCCCUCCUCCUCCCAGAAGUGGUUUGAGACGCAGCACGCCUCUGAACCGUCAACGUCUUCUGCUUCUUUCCACGGAUCUUCGAAGACUUCUCCGGACCCUACCGCUUAUACCACCUCUACUGCGGAGACCGAUACGAGGGCUACAGAACAUAAGAACAACGAGAGUGCUGGAGACCUUGAGACUGAGCCAAUCAAGAAGACUUUCGUGAACUUCUACGAACUCUUUGAUAUCCCACGAGAUGCGACUACCGAACAGGUUAGCAAGGCCUAUAAGAAGAUGGCCAUUAAGUAUCACCCGGACAAGAUGGCUCCAGAGGACAAGGAGAAGGCCGACGAGAUGUUCAAGUUGAUUGGAGAAGCGGCUGCGGCCCUGAAAAACGACAAACUUAGGACAGACCAUAACGCCAAAAUCGAUGCUGGGCCGGACGCCGAGGAGGAAGAACGCCCUAAUAGGGACCCAGUCUUUGGUGUUACAUACUACGAGAUACUAGGUACUCGAAACGGCGCAACUAUCGACGAGGUACAGGAGCGCUGCCACCAGAUCCUCACAGAGUACGACGCGAAGAUCCAGAUCGCCAUUGCUACGGGCGACGACGUCGACGAGCUCCAGCGGCAGGCCCUUUAUAAGCAGGCAGAGCUUCAGUCUGCGACUGUUGAUCUGUGGGAUCCGGUCAAGAAGUCUUACUACGACUGGGAGCUGUGGAUGAACUGGAGGAUGGUGGGUAGAGAGCCUGAGGUCCUCAGAGCGGUCGUCGGAGGGUACGUGGUGGUCAACAUUGAGUACCACACCGACGAAGAACUGAGUGCGAACGCAAUGCAAGGUCCGCAGGGCGAGUUCAUCGACGCAUUUCUUUAUUCGUACCUGGGCCUUCAUGAUGGCGCGACGAUGCGCGAAGUCUGGGAGGCCUACGCGCGAUUUACGACGUCAUUCACUACCGGUCUCUCAAUAGAGACUUCAACAAGCAAUGAGUUGCUUCGGGCCACGAGGCUCAUUGAACUUUACAACACGUACAUGGCGAUUAUUGGGGAGCCACUAAACAAAUACUGGUAUGAUGAGUCGUUGUGGAGGGCCGGUCGCAUUCAGAGGAGACCGGCAUGGACGACGGUGGAAGAGCAGGCAGCGAGAAAAAGGCAGGCUGAGCUUGAAAAGACCGAGAGGGCAACUCUUGCCUGA